UUUCGGCGUAACAGCCUUAAAUUCUAGCUUACAUUUGCGUUAACGUUGUUGAGUCCGAUGCUGACUGGACCCUAGAUUGAGAAUAACAUUUCAGAAGCAUUUGUCUUGGACUUCAGGAUAUACCUUUAGCUGCUGAGGCAAACGCUUUCCUGCUGCUUGAUUUUUAUGGUAGAGAAUAGCGAAGAAAAUACAUCCCGGGAGGGAUUCGUACCACUGUCGGGCACAGGUUGUUCAGAGGACACGACGUUAGAGCGACCAAGACGCCACAGCACCGGAGCUUCCCAGCUGGGCGCCGGGAACAUUUUCAUCAUGAUCCCGGCCAACAACACCACGGACCACCGCGCCUGGAGCCUGGAGCACGGCGUGUCGGCCACUAUCAUGGGGGUUUACCUCACCAUAGUAGGUCUGGUGGCGACCGUCGGUAACGCUACAGUGGUGCUGAUGUUUAUCCUGAAGUGGAGACAGCUCUGCCGCAAGGCGCCGAACCUGCUCGUCAUCAACCUAGCCGCAGCCAACCUCUGCGUAACCAUAUUUGGGUAUCCCUUUUCUGCGUUAUCAGGCUACGCCCACCAAUGGUUAUUCUCUGACGCCAUCUGCACGCUGUACGGGUUCAGCUGUUUUGUGCUGUCCAUGGUGUCCAUGCACACUCUGUGUCUCAUCAGCAUACACAGGUACAUCACCAUCUGCCGCCCUGAACACGCCAGUAAGUUGACAAUGAGCAGGACAAUCUUGGCUGUGAUCGGGGCCUGGCUGGUUGCGAUCGUCGUGGCGGUACCACCACUGUUCGACAUUGCAAGGUACACGUACGAGCCGUUCGGUCUGUCCUGUGCUAUUGACUUCCGGGUCACGACCGUGGCUGACCUGGUGUACCUCAUCUGCCUGAUCGUCCUGUGCUACGUCAUCAAUGUCGUCAUCAUGGGAACCUGCUACUUCAAAAUCAUCAGGAAGUUCUCCAAACAGCGAUUCAGGCAAGUCCGUGACAUCAGGACUAGUUAUCGGCGCAGCUUCGAAAUGGGAGUCACCCUGCGGUGUAUCCUGAUGGUACUAUUCUACCUGGUGUCCUGGACGCCCUACACGGCCCUGUGUGUGUGGACCAUGGUGGGCCCGCCGCCGCCGGUGGAGGUCAGCAUGGCGGCCGCCUUGAUCGCCAAGACCCACUGCGCCUUCAACCCCAUCUUAUACGCGUUCAUGAGCGAGGUGUACCGGAAGCUGGUGUUUCGCACCAUGUGUCCGUGUUGUUUCACCAGGAUCAGCUGCACUUCGGCCGCCACGCCGCCAGGGAGCAGCAAAGUCUCCGGCCACCCCACCCCCGACAUCUUCACCGUGGGCUACAGCAGCCGGGACCAGGCCGUGCAGAUCAACAGGGCCGCUUCCAGGCGCUUCUGUUUCGUUACGGAGACGGCGUCAGAAGAUCUGGGCAUUGAGGAAACGAGUUUUACGGGCCACAUUGGUCUGUGGAGAUCAGGGGCCACGGUAGAGGGUUUGGGCGGCGUCCAAGUCACACAGUCGCCGACGUCAGGGUCAGGAAGUGAGUCGUCACCGUCUCUCUUGGACUUCCUACCCAAAAGGGCUUCAGGAAGGAUAGCUUCUGCAAAAGUGCCUUCCCCGUCUGCUUUUACUUUUGAGCAGACGACAUGCCCCGAGUUUAUAGACAGACAGGCCGCUGGGCCGGAACAGUCUCAGCAGGACAAGACAACCCGAUCAUCUGCACUGGACGUCAGGCUGACCGAGGAUGACGUCACAGAUACCACACCUGCCUCGGAAACAUGGCGGAGAAAGACGUCAAGAAGAACUUUUGGCAAGUCUAGGAAACAUGCGUAUAUCGUUGAUUAGACCCGAUCAGUAGCAUCUAAAGAAACUACAAAUGAGCCUAUGAUUACUUUAUCUGAAUAUUCAUUUAAUAUGUGCGUGAUUCAAAAGAGAUUGAGUUGAAUUGUGGAGUUUUUGUGAUCUACUGAAAGAUUACAUCUGGAAAUACUGUACGUGUACGGUAACUGCUGAAACUCAACUGGGGUUUCUACACAUGGAUUUGACAUUAUUAAG
Branchiostoma belcheri (Belcher's lancelet) is the source of this 2043-nucleotide messenger RNA. Its product is annotated as rhodopsin, G0-coupled-like. The record is from RefSeq and is a predicted model, not a curated record. The coding region runs from base 166 to 1833 and encodes 555 amino acids. Lineage: Eukaryota; Metazoa; Chordata; Leptocardii; Amphioxiformes; Branchiostomatidae. Gene Ontology annotation, cellular component: membrane. The transcript has 8 exons. Gene Ontology annotation, molecular function: G protein-coupled receptor activity. Gene Ontology annotation, biological process: G protein-coupled receptor signaling pathway.